Molecule: messenger RNA, 1441 nt
Organism: Cucurbitaria berberidis CBS 394.84
Lineage: Eukaryota; Fungi; Ascomycota; Dothideomycetes; Pleosporales; Cucurbitariaceae
Product: autophagy-related protein-like protein 3
Exons: 3
Coding region: 79-1134 (351 amino acids)
Biological process (GO): autophagosome assembly; nucleophagy; autophagy of mitochondrion
Cellular component (GO): cytosol; cytoplasmic ubiquitin ligase complex
Molecular function (GO): Atg8-family ligase activity
Source: RefSeq, a predicted model, not a curated record
GAAAGAAGGUACAAACACAGCUGACGGCUCGGCUCACAAUCACCUCCACACGCCUAUAGACGUCAAACUUAUUCAAACAUGGCAUACAACUUUGUGCGCUCCUACAUAGAUACCUUCCGCGAGCGAACCGCCGCCAUCAGCCAUACCUCGACAUUCCGCGAGACAGGGCAGAUAACGCCAGAGGAGUUCGUCCUCGCAGGAGACUUCCUGGUCUUCAAGUUCCCUUCCUGGCAGUGGGCAGAUGCCUCGUCUCCCUCAAAACGCGUAUCAUACCUCCCCGACGGAAAGCAGUUUCUUGUUACGCGCGGCGUGCCCUGCCACCGCCGGCUCGACGACAACUUUGCGGGAGAAGCUGGCCAGGAUGAGACAAUAGUGAGAGAUGGCUUUGCUGCUGGCGAAGGCGCGACAGAUGACGAUGGCUGGCUGAGAACGGGCGGCAUGGCUGCGAGUCAGGAGGCCAAGGUUCGCGAUGUACGGACCGUGGAUGAGAGUGGAAACCUGGGCGCAGCGGAAGAGGAUGACGAGAUACCCGACAUGGAGGACGAUGAAGAUGAUGAGGAAGCCAUCAUAAGAGACCCACAUGCUGGCUCAAACACCCAAGCUCCACUACGAACCUACACACUCUACAUCACAUACUCGGCCCACUACCGAACACCACGAUUAUACCUCUCUGGAUACGGCUCAACUUCCGUCCCUUUAAAGCCCCAAGAAAUGAUGGAAGAUAUCGUAGGAGACUACAAAGACAAGACUGUCACAAUCGAAGACUUCCCCUUCUUCGAGCACGCGCUCAAGACCGCCUCUGUACACCCCUGCAAACACUCAUCCGUCAUGAAGGUGCUGCUCGACCGCGCAGACGCCGCUUUGAAAUUACGACUCGCCAAGCUCAAGGCAGGCAAGGACGUCAGCAAGCUUGACAGCGGAAUGGAAGCACUGGUGGACGAUACGAGGUUACUGAAGCUCACGGAGCAGGCCAAGAGCAAGGAUGACGGCGAAGGUAAAGAUGACUGGGAAGUUCUGAGUGAAGGCGGCGAUGAUGAGGUAGCCAUCCGUGUAGAUCAGUACCUUGUGGUCUUCUUGAAGUUCAUGGCUAGUGUCACGCCCGGCAUAGAACAUGACUUCACCAUGGGUGUCUGAUCGGAGCCUUCUCUUUCCUAGGUGCUUCGACUUGGGUAUGGUUUUGUUUACACUUAUGGCUGCGACUGGGUUGGCAACGGCGUUAGUAUGGUAUCAGGAGAAUACAGAAGCAUGCGGAGUAACAGGCGCUCGGAAUCCAUGAUAUGCCAAUCAAAGUAUCCUAUACAGCAUUACUAGCUUAUCUCAAAUUCAAAACCUCGUCAAGAGCCCAGUCCCAGCCUCUUCGGGAAACGUCCACGAUACACCCACGCUGCGCCCGCUGCUACGGCACUCAACGUACCCAAAGCCAGCACUGUGUUACUCACCG